UCGCCUGCCCCCGCGCCGCGCCGCGACGCGCACCCCGCCUCCCAACCCCACACCACACGCCCCUAAUCGCCAUGGACGCCGCCGGCGGGGGAGGCGCCGUUGUGGCGGGCGGCGGCGCCGACGAAGCAGACGCCGCCUUCUUCUCCCGGCGCGGGCACCGCUGCUGCGGCUGCUUCUGGGCACCGCCGUGGGCGGCGGCCUCCUCGCCGUCCCAGUCCCCGCGCGCGCGCCGCGCGGAACCGGCGGACGAGGAGUGGUGGCACCGCGUCGGGGACGGGGCGGCGUCGGGCCGGCGCCGGUGGUGGCGGCGCGGGGUGGACGCGCUGAUGAAGGUGCGGGAGUGGUCGGAGCUGGUGGCCGGCCCGCGGUGGAAGACCUUCAUCCGCCGGCUCCGGUUCCGCCGCGGCGGCCCCCGCCACGGGGCCGGCAGCGGGAAGCUCAAUUACGACCCGCUCAGCUACGCGCUCAACUUCGACGAGGGCCACGCCGCCGCCGCCGGCGGCGGACCCGAGGGCGGCGACUACGCGGGGUACCUCGACUUCUCCGCGCGCUUCGUCGCGCCGCCGCCGGCCUCCGCCAAGUCAUCCAUGGACCUCGGCGGCCGCGACGCGCCGCCGCUGUUCCUCCACCAGGCGCACUCCCCGCGCACGCCCCCGGCCGCGGCGAGGGGCUGACGUCGGCGCGGCGCCCGGCGUAACCGCCGGCCCUGGCUUCCGUGCCAUUAAUGGGGCGGUGCAGGCGAUAAGGGGGGAGGGGAGGCCGUCGCUUUCGUCCUCUCGGUCGUCCAGUUGUGUUGCUUUUUUGCUUGUGAUGAUGAUGGAGGAUGGUGUCCAUAGGGAGGUCCUUAUUAAAUUUCUUUUUUUUCUUGUCUUUUUUCGCGUGUGAUUUUUGUAAAAUAGAUUGCUACUCUAUACCGUCCAAAAUUGUCACCAUAGCCAUAGAAAUUGUUCAUUCUUGGAGGAAGAGAUGAAACAAGCACAGAGCAUCAUGUUCUAUGAUCAUCCACUGUCAGAAAUUGAGGUGUAGUAGUUUAAGAUGUCAUCA
Molecule: messenger RNA, 1044 nt
Organism: Panicum hallii
Lineage: Eukaryota; Viridiplantae; Streptophyta; Magnoliopsida; Poales; Poaceae
Exons: 1
Coding region: 72-674 (200 amino acids)
Source: RefSeq, a predicted model, not a curated record